Messenger RNA from Asterias rubens (European starfish), 4546 nucleotides. RefSeq names its product protein FAM184A-like. The record is from RefSeq and is a predicted model, not a curated record. The coding region runs from base 1 to 3339 and encodes 1112 amino acids. The transcript has 16 exons. Lineage: Eukaryota; Metazoa; Echinodermata; Asteroidea; Forcipulatida; Asteriidae.
AUGGCGACCAAAAUGUCAUUCGGGAAUUUAUUUCACGGUAAACUCGGCGCUAGCGGGGCUGCCAGUGGGCAGGCUAGCGCCGAUGUGACGCCAGAAUUGCAUCUGAAGAUGUCAAAGAAGAUCGCACAACUCACAAAGGUUAUCUAUGCAUUAAACACCAAGAACGAUGAGCACGAAGCAGUUGUCAAUAGUCUGAAAGAAACUCAUGAGCAAGAACUUCAACAGCUCGUUCUUCAAACCAAAGAUAAGAUCGCUUCCUACCAGAAUCGCAUCGGCCAAGAAGCGGAACUCCGUCAAAGAAUAUCAUCCUUGGAAACAUCACUGAGAGACCAUGAAAACCACAGACAAAAUGCAAUAGUACAAUUCACCGAUUUCAAACGUCAAGCCGAGCAGAGAGAAUCAAAUCUCAAAGCAGAUCAUUCUCAAACUGUACUCGGUUUAUCGCAAGAUCUCCUUGCAAUCAAGAGGAACUUUGAAGAGAAAUUGAAGCAGUUUGAAGAUACGAGACGUAGGACUGAAUUAGAACGAAUUAACAACAUUUCAGAGCUGCGCAAAACACAUGCAACAGAAGUGGAUGAAUUGAAACAAUGUUUAGAAUCUAACCAGAAUGGUCUUACUCAAGAAAGGCAAGAUCUCAUCGAUCAGUACGAGGCAAACAUUAAGAAACUUCAUGAGCAGUUUGACGAGCUUCAAAGGGAAAAGAAUCAAUCCUCUGAAGACUAUGAGGCAAAACUAAGCAAAGCUCAAGCUUUCUAUGAAAGAGAACUCGCAGCAUUACGAGAUGGUGAACUGCGUAAGAAUGCUGAAGAUUGGAGAGAGAAAGAGGCCGUUCUUAGAAGACAAUAUUCUGAGAAACAACACGAAAUGGAGAAUCAGAUUGAAGGUCUGUCGAUGCAACUUGCUGUGUGUGAGGAGGAUUUGGUCUUGAGUAAGGAAAAAUUAUUGAAGGCAGAAAAUGAGCUCAAAUCCAAGGAAAGUGAUUCAAGCAGUUAUAGCCAACAGCUUCUUGAGGCAAAGCAAGAUUCAUCUCAAGCAAUGACAAGAUUAAAACAGAUUCAAGGAGAACUAGCAGCAUCCAGAGAAAGAUGCCAAGACCAGGCUAAUGAUCUUAUCAAAAAAUCAAGCAAGAUUGGUACCCUGGAAGCCACCAGAUUGAGUAAUGAAUCAACGAUAAAUGACCUCCGAGCGUCUCUUGCCAAACUAGAAGACAAACUUCAAUGGAUGGAGAAGGAGCGACAGAGUCUUGAAAGCAGCAAAAAGAAUCUCUCUCAGGAGCAGAGCAGUCAGCUUCGAUCUCUGGAAAAGGCUCUGGAUGAGUUAUCAAUCGAGAAACAAACCAUGAAGGAGAAAUAUGAGAAGGAACUUGAGUUUACAAGAACCAACAGUAAAGAUGAACGGACGAGACUUGCCAAAGAUCACGAGGCACUGAUUGGUAGAAUACAACGAGAGCAUAAAGAAGAGAGAACGCUAGCUAACACAGCUGCUGCACAAGACAUUGCCAGGCUGAGAGAGGAGUUAGAAAAGACUUUAGAAGAGACUACUCAGAGGCUUUCCAGCGAGCUCAACGCCGUCCAGUCCCAACUCGACAACACGAGAGAAGAACUGACCAAGAAACUAGAGACAGCCGAGGCGGAGUGUAGACGUCUUCAAGAUAUUCUUGAUCAGAAUAAACAAGGUCUAGGAUCAGCUACUACCGAGAUCACCAGCUUGAGCAAAGCUAACGCUGGACUCAAAGUAGAUCUAGAGACAUUGCAGAAAGAGCUGAGAGACUCAAAGAAUCAGAGUCUGGCGUUCAGGACCGAACUGGACAGGUUGAAACACACUCAUGAAACCAAGAUGGCCGAAGCUAAAGAGGAAUUAAAAUCAAAACUCAACCAGUUAUCAAAAGAUCUUGACGGACAAUGGACGGAUACACUCAGGAAAGAAUGUGACAAGCUUCAGAGUGAGUUAAAUGAACAACAUCAUGAAGACAAGAAAGCUGGUUUGACUCAACUAGCCUUGAUGAAGGAACAAGAACUAGAAGCAUCUAAGAUUGGAUGGGAAAACAAACUCAAGGAACUUCUUAAAGAGGUAUCUCAACUAAGGAAUGCGUUAUCUUCAAAAGCAGAUCAAGCACAGAGUGAGCUCGUGACGUUGCAGGGACUUGCCGACCAAAAACUCAAUAAAUUGAAAUUUGAGAUGGCCGCUCUCGUAGAGGAACAUGCAAGGGCUAUCAGUUUACUCAAAGCAGACAAGGAGAAAGAAGGAGAGACCUUGAGGCAAGAGAAAGAGGAUGCCUUAAAGGAAUUAGAAGAGCGCCUAGUAAGCCAGUACAGAGAACAGAUGGAAAAGGUGUUGAAGUCCCACAGGGAUGCCGUUGAGGCAUUACGAGAUGAAGCAGAAAAAUCACGACAAUCCGAUAAAUACUCGACCAGUUCUCAACAUAAACAGGCCAUGGAAAAGUUGAAGUUAGAGUUAACCCAGAGACAGAUGGCCGAGAUGGAUCAACUUUCAAGAACACAUCGUGGUCAAAUGGCUGCCGCUAAAAUGGAAUUAGAACGCUCGAUAGAGAUCAAACAACAACAGGAGAAAGAAAUGAAGUUCCGAGAGCAGGAGUUGAAAGAAGAUGUUAAGCAACGAGACAGACACAUCGAUAAUGUUGAGAAACACCUUGAAGAUGUCAAGCAAGAGAUCACCAGGCUGACUAAGGAGUUGAAGUUCAAAGGUCAAGAGGUGUUAAAGGUCAAGAGUGAGGCUGAUGAACAUCUCAGAAAGCAAGAGGAGAGACUCAUCGAAGCUCACAGCCAAGACAUGGACGCUCAAGCAGCAGAGCAUAUCCAAGAAACUCAGAAUAUGCUCGGAGAGUUCAACCGAGCGCAGGAAUUACUCAAAGAUAAGAUCUCAGCUCUACAGAUUAUGUUGGAGGAGGCUGAAGAGCGAUAUCAGAGUCGAGAUUCCAGACCAGAAGACCUAGAGCAGAUUGCGAGACUCAAGGACAUGGUGUCAGAGAAAGAGGCCAUAAUGCAGAAACUUGUGGAUGAGAAACGCUACUUCCAGUUGGAGCUGAUCAAUCGAGAAACUAAUUUCAAUAAAGUAUUCAACAUGAACCCAAAUGUUGGAGUCCUGGAUCCGUUCGCCUAUAAGAAAAAGAAAGGAGGUGAGGUAACAAGGGAGGCUCCGCGUUAUGUGAGUGCACCGAGCUUAAACACGAUGGCUGUGAAUGGAUCAUCAAACAAUAAUAGUCCGAACCAUCAAAGACUGGUACCACUUCCUGAUUCACCCAUUCAUGAUAUCCAGCUCAAUCCAAAGAAACCUCUUAUACCACGCCCACCGAGGACUAAGAAGUUCAUUAAUACAUGAGGAACCACGCCCAACAAUCACCACUCCCACUAAGGACUAAGAAGGUCAUUAAUACAUGAGGUACCACGCCCACCAAUCACCACGCCCACUAAGGACUAAGAAGUUUAUUAAUACAUGAGUUACCACGCCUCCAAUCACCACACCCACCAAGGACUAAGAAGUUCAUUAAUACAUGAGGAACCACGCCCACCAACAACAAAGAAGUUCACCAUGCCCACUGAUGAAUAAAAAGUUUAUUAACACAUGAGGUUACCACGCCUGCUACACAGUAUCAACCUCUACCCUCAGAGGAACCCAUUUAUAAUGAAUUAUAAUGGAGCGUCUUGCCCAAGGACACAAGUGUCAUGAUCGGGAUUCGAACCCACAUCCUGAUGACUAAACUUUGAAUUUGGUGCCUUAAACCACUCGACCAUGACAUCCUACUGCAUGAUAACUGUACAUGUACAUUCAAUGUUGCAACCAUAGUGUGUGACAGUGAAUUCCGUAAGCCUUGAUUACUGUGUUCUGUGUCUUCUGAUAUAAAAUUUCGUCCAGUUAAACAGGCAUGUAGCAUUUUUUUGUUUAAGUAAAGCGUCUGUUGGAUUUUGUAAAUUAUAAAUAUGUAAGUUAUAUAUCAUAUACAUGUAUAUUAUUAUUUUUUUUAAAGUGAAAGUCUAACCUGUGAAUAGUUUGAGUGGUAUGGAAUUUUUAAUUUGAUAGUAUCUUUGUAUUAUUCAUAUAUUAACCAACUUCCGUCCAUCUUUGUGUACAAAUAACAUAAAUGAGGCGAAAUAUAUUAAAGAAACCUUUGGUUUAUUUCUUACAAAUUGUAUUAUUUACAUAAAUUAAAGAACUGUACAUGUACAUGUACAUGUAAAUGUUUUCAAAGAUGUCUUUUUUCAAAAGAUUUCUACAUCUGCAUUGGUAAACACAGCAUAUAGAACUAGCUGUUGCAAACAACUUACCAACCAAAAGGACUGAGGGUAUAAAUGCAAACAAAAAUAGUUAGUGGCCUGACGUUUCGACCCAAGCAGAAUCUUUCUAAAAAAUAUGAAUGUCCACAGAUUUGCACUGAACUUACAACAUGGUAUAAACAUGGUGGAAAACUUCUCUUUUAGUAUUGAUGCUUGAAAUGCUAAAGUUUUGAGAAAUCAGUCAAACAAUAUACAAUUGUUGCACGCUGUGACGGGGUCCAUGGCGUUUUGUACACUCGAGGGGGAAAAUGGAA